Messenger RNA from Oryzias melastigma (Indian medaka), 1350 nucleotides. RefSeq lists its product as uncharacterized. The coding region runs from base 1 to 1350 and encodes 449 amino acids. The transcript has 4 exons. The record is from RefSeq and is a predicted model, not a curated record. NCBI's taxonomy places the organism in Eukaryota, Metazoa, Chordata, Actinopteri, Beloniformes, Adrianichthyidae.
AUGAAUGUCAAGACAGGAAACACAAAUUGCCUCCAGAAGGCGAAUUUUGUCCUUUUCAUCUACACUGUCCUCAUGAUCAUACUCAUCUACAUCAUGACCACAGAAAAAACAACUACAGUGACGAGUCCAAUCUCAAAGCUGCAAGAAAAAACAGACAUUUACCCAGUGCCGAUCUCUGAGGAGAGCAUCACUCCAAUAAAAAACACCAAACACCUCCUGGUGUCAGCUUUCAUGGACCAGAGAAUUAAGGGUUUUGACAUACGUAUCAUUGGGAUAUUCAAAAGAGACUCCAUCCAACCUCUUCACUGCUCUUUCUGCUGUGGUAGUGUAUUUAACCAAACCACUCCUGCCAUUAUUCUCCCACACAGUGACAACUUUGGUUAUCCAUACACUGCUACAGAUGUCUUGUGUCCGCUUCCCAAAAACUGUGAUGCUUCUCAUGUCACUCUUCUGACUAAGCCUUCAGCCAACGCGUCUGAACACACUUUUAUUCCUGUAAGAAACAAAAUUAAAAAAACAAGGUUCAGCUUCACCGUAUGCAUCUCUAACCUGUUUGGAGAUUACAACAACGUGCUUCAGUUCACACAGACUCUGGAAAUGUACAAGUUGCUCGGUGUGGACAGAGUGGUGAUCUAUAACACCAGCUGUGGUCCAGACCUGGAACGUCUUUUACAACGUUACAGCCAGGAGGGUUUUGUUGAAAUGGUUCCAUGGCCCAUUGACAAAUUCCUGAAACUGACCAGGGGGUGGAGAUUUACAGUAAAUGGAGGAGACUUGCAAUACUUUGGACAGCUCGUCACCCUUAAUGAAUGCAUGUAUCGGUCCAUGGAGCGUUUACGCUACGUCCUGUUGAAUGAUAUAGAUGAGAUUAUAAUGCCGUAUAAACAUGACGACCUGGUCUCUCUGAUGAACACGCUGGAACCACAACAUCCAAAUGUUGGAGAGUUCCUUAUUGAGAACCACAUUUUUCCGUAUAAACACUUUGAACCAAGUGGGAGGUUUAAUCUUUCCCAGUGGGAGAAGGUUCCAGGAAUUAACAUUCUGGAGCACAUCUACAGAGAAGACCCUGACAGAAGUGUAUACCAUCCCCACAAGAUGAUCGUUAGGCCGAAGUUGAUAGAGCAGACGUCAGUCCAUGAAGUCCUCAGGAGGUUUGGAGAACGUUACAAAGUUCCACUGGACGUCUGUCGCAUUAUUCACGUUCGUGUAGCCCUGCGGGGACAUUUGAAGUUGGAGGAGCUUAAUGAAGACAAACGACUUUGGGACUUUCAGGAAAAAUUGAUUCCUAAUGUGGACGAGGCACUGAAGAGAGCAGGACUGAUUCCAGCGGAAGAACAAAACAAACUCUAA